Lethenteron reissneri (Far Eastern brook lamprey) is the source of this 9850-nucleotide messenger RNA. Its product is annotated as CSC1-like protein 2. The record is from RefSeq and is a predicted model, not a curated record. Lineage: Eukaryota; Metazoa; Chordata; Hyperoartia; Petromyzontiformes; Petromyzontidae. Gene Ontology annotation, molecular function: calcium-activated cation channel activity. Gene Ontology annotation, cellular component: plasma membrane.
GCAGCGCCCGGGGAGCCACGUGGUUGAAGUGACGCAGGGCGUAUUGCGGCUGAGUCCUGCGGUUCGGUCACAAGCGAGAGGGAGGGAGAAAAGAGAGAUCCGAGGAAAGAUCGCAGUGCCCGGCUAUUGUAUUGUUAAUCAAAGGGCUUUUCCGAGGAAGAGGGAGAGAUUUGCCGGUGGAUUUUUUUUUCUUACGGAGGAGUGUCUGAGUGACCGAAGGGGAUAUGGCACAGUGAACUCUCCAAGGUCUCCUCCGGGUGAACUCCAACAUAGUCGGUUCCGCGGGAGGGAGGAUGGUGAUCUCGGCACGACUGCCUCGCCGCCACCGCUGCCACCUCCUCCUCCGCCGUUGCCGCCCCUGCCACUCCGCCGUCCGCUCUUCCUCCCGCCGCCUCGGGCCUUGCUGCUAGGGCCGCCGACACCCCCCCCCUCUUCUCACGAGCCCCGGGGUCAUGGAGGACGUCUUGGCGCCACUAUUGCCGAGCGCGGCGGCGCUCUUCGACCCGACGCCAUCGCAGUUCUGGUCCGGGACGACGACAGCGGCGGCGCCGAACAGCACGUCGGAGUGCUUCAGCGCGCGCGGCCGCAACUCGGUGCUGCAGGGGACGCCGUUUGGCGGCGUCGUCAUCGUCCUCGCCAUCGACUUUGUCGUGUGGAUGGCGCUGCUCCUCCUCUUCUCGGUGCUAAGGAAAGUGGCGUGGGACUAUGGGCGGCUGGCUCUCCUCAACGAUAAUGACAGGCCUCUGGUCGCGGGCCGAUGGAAGGACUACAACUACUUCACGGGGCUCUACAAGGAGAGGAACAGUCGCCCCCAGCUGGAGACGCAGAACAGCGUCACCGACUACGAGAGCAAGGACAAGGGUUUCUGCUCCUGGCUCACCGCCAUAUUCAGGAUCAAGGAUGAGGAGAUCAAGCACAAGUGCGGCAUCGACGCGGUGCACUACCUGUCGUUCCAGCGCCACAUCAUCGCCCUCCUCAUCAUCAUCUGCAUCCUCUCCCUCGCCGUCAUCCUCCCCGUCAACUUCUCAGGCACUCUGCAGGGUGGUUCCCCGACCAAUUUCGGUCGCACCACAAUAGGCAACCUGGAGUCCACGGACAAACUGCUGUGGCUGCACACUAUGUUCGCCAUCCUCUACCUCAUCAUCACCAUCCUGGUGAUGCGCCACCACAGCGCCAACCUGCCCUACGAGGAGGACGAAGUGGUGUCACGAACACUCUUUAUAAUCGGGAUCCCCAAACACCUCGACAAGGAAGACAUUCUAAAGAGCCACUUCUACGAGGCGUACCCGACAUGCACCAUCACGGACGUGCAGUUCUGCUACAACGUUGAGAAGCUCAUCAAGCUGGACAAGGAGAGGAAGAAAGCGGCCAAGGCCCGGGCGUACUACGACAACAUGACGGACGAGACGAUGCGUCCCAAAAUGUACGGGGAGCUGUGCUGCUGUGACUGCUACGGCUACAGGAAGGUGAACGCGCUGGAGUUCUACACGGCGUUGGAGUCGCGCCUGACGGACGAGUGCGAGGAGGAGAAGAGGAAGAUCCCCGACAAUCCCCUGGGCAUGGCCUUCGUCACCUUCCAGGACGACAAGAGCGCCACGCAGGUGAUGCGCGACUACAAGAAGCUGCGCUGCUUGGGGAGCCCCAAGACCUCGAGCUUCGGCGACAUGCUGCGCUCAAAGCACUGGGGCGUCAAGUACGCGCCGGACCCCAACAGCAUCAUCUGGGAGAACCUCACGGUGCAAGGUUUCUCCUGGUGGGUGAAGGUGAUCGUCCUCAACACCUUCCUCUUCAUCCUGCUCUUCUUCUUCUCCACGCCGUCCAUCGUCGUCAACACCAUCGACAAGUUUAACGUCACCAAGCCGGUCGAGAGCCUCAACAGCCCCAUCAUCACCCAGUUUCUGCCCACGCUGCUGCUGUGGACCUUCUCCUCCCUGCUGCCGCUGCUGGUCUACUACUCGGUGUUUCUAGAGGGCCACUGGACCAGGUCGAGCGAAAACCGCGCCACGAUGCACAAGUGCUACUUCUUCCUCAUCUUCAUGGUGCUCAUCCUGCCGUCACUCGGGCUCACGAGCCUGAACGUGUUCUUCCGGUGGCUGUUUGACAAGAACUUCCUGAAGGAUGGAUCCAUCCGCUUUGAGUGCGUGUUUCUGCCGGACAACGGCGCGUUCUUCGUGAACUUCGUGAUCACCGCCGGCUUCAUUGGCACGGCCAUGGAGUUGCUGCGCGUGCCGGGCCUCAUGCUCUACGCCCUGCGCCUGUGCAGCGCCAGAUCCAUGGCCGAGCGCAAGAACGUCAAGCAGGAGCAAGCGUACGAGUUCCAGUUUGGGCAGGCGUAUGCGUGGAUGAUGACCGUAUUCACCGUCGUCAUGGCCUACAGCAUCACGUGCCCCAUCAUUGUCGUGUUCGGCGUGAUCUACGUGCUCCUCAAGCACAUGGUGGACCGCUACAACCUCUACUAUGCGUACAUCCCCUCCAAGCUCAACCGCAAGAUCCACUGCUCGGCCAUCAACCAGGUGGUCGCCGCGCCCAUCCUCUGCAUCUUCUGGCUGCUCUUCUACUCCGUCGUGCGCCUCGGCCCGAGGAACGAGAUCACCGUGUUCACGUUCAUCGUGCUGCUCUUCACCAUCGUCGUGUGCCUCUUCCGCAUGUUCUUCGGAUACUUCAAGUACCUGAGCGUGCACAACUACAAGGACUCCAUGGUGGGCAGCCCCCCUCUGGAUGACGAGGGAGGAACCCCCACUACACCACAAUCUCCGACCUACAAGGCAUCGGUGCUGUUUGCGCCAUCGGCCGUGGAGGAGGAGAGCGAGGUGAUGUCGCCCCAGAGCUACGGCUCCAUGGAUAAAGACGACGAACCGAACCACAAUCAGAGCAAGCCCCAGGGCGCGCCGACGGACGGCACUAACGGAAAACCCGGCGGAGGUGGCGGAGAUACGGCCAGCUCCGGUGCCGACGAGCCCGACCACCACCGGACCCAGUCGCCCGUCGCCUCCCCCAAACAUGGUGUACAGUAGAGCUGGGGAGGAGUGGCCUGGCAGGCCCGACCACCAACCCGCUUGUCAGCCAAACUCGUGAAUUGAGAAAGUCGGGGCUAGCUAGCAGGCAGGUGGCAGGGUGGCCUGGCGGGCGAGCGGGCGGGUGGGUGUAAAUGUGGCAGCCACCCUACAUGCUUGUCCAUCAGCUUCCAUGCGCACGACGAGACGGGAGAAGGAAGCGAUCGCGAGAUAGAAUUGAACGGGGCGGGAGGGGACUGAGAGAGAGAGCGCAAGUGAGGGAGACGGAAUAUGCGCAGAUGUGUAGGUCGGUGGCGGCGGGGGGUGAAAGUACACUGGCUGUGAACUCGGCGAUCGCUUCACUCGCAGCCAGGAGCCGGAUCGCCCGAGAUUGAUUGUUGCACAGCCUGGAACACGUUGCACUAAGCGGUAGUGCCGUAAGGCCUUCCCUGUGUUGUUGUUGCGUCGCCUCAAUACGGAGGGCCCUCUUUUUUUCAGUUUUAUUUUUGCUGUAAUUCACUGCGAGGUUUGGCGUGACAUUGCCGCAUACUGUAUCUUUUUCGGCAAUGGUCAUUUUCAGUUUACGCAUCGGUCGCCGUGGCUUCUAGUUGACCCAUAGCAGGUCCAGCUGAAUUUGAAGACGUGCAGGGACUAAUCGUGGGUACGGCCAUCAUGCACCAACGGCGUGCUUUGCACACUUGCCGGAUUACUUGCAGAAAGUCUUAUCGACAAUUAAAAAAACAUUUCCUUUGUGGGGGCCGGAUAUUCUUAAUUAAAAAAGGAGACUCGCAAUGUACAAUGGUAAUUCUCAACGAGCCCGUCCAGAAUAAAUAGAAGACUUAAUUAGAUUCGGCUCGUUAUCAGAUUAGUGCGAUGUAAAAAUAAAACUUGACCUGGUGCACACUGAGCCUGGGAGACUGCAACCCUCCACUCGGAGACUUCGAUGCAAUUUUCCUCGUAGCUUCCACUCGUGGGGCCAGAUCCACGCUCGGCCUCGUGUCAGAAUACUCGGUCAAUCGCGAAUGGCACGGCCAGACUUCCAGGCCGAUUGGCGGCCUCCUAAAGUCUUGGGCGGGGACUUUAUUUAGUUGGAUCCAUGCAUGUAGCCCUCUUGGCUGGCCAUGAGCGAGCCAGAGCCCACUCGGGCUGCCUCCUCUCGCAUGUUGCUGUGUCGCUGGCUGCUUCUUCUUCGAGACCGACCGACUGACCCUUUGGGACCCGUCGGUGAUUGGCUUAUCCCACGGGGGGCCUGGUGCUCGGGUAAAAAUGAGGACCUCGUUCCCAAUUCAUUGCCACCUCCCUCGUCACUUUAUUUUUAAAAGCGCGACGUGUUAAAACGACUUUCCGCUAUGAUCGCAGCACAAGUAUUUACUGCGGCGAAGGAGAGAGAAAAAUGAGAAAAAUUUGCUUUGUGAAUGAAACAAAAAAGAAAUAUGAAAACGGUCCAAGCGCAUGAAGGACUAAUAUUUAUUAUCACCGAGGGUGGGUGGCGCGUGUUGCGGUCACACCAGCUGCUGCGGUUGUGGGCGAUUGGGGUUACCGGCGACGAUCGGCAGUGCCAUGCACGCACCGCUGGCUCUGUGGCAGCGUUCCGUGUGCAACGGGGAUGGGGGGGGGGGGAUGUUCCCUGUUGAGUAACUCGUAGAUCGACGGCCGCCGUGGGUCGGGGGAGAAGUGGUGCUGGGAGCAGCGAUAAUGUUAGUAAAGUAGACGUUAAGGAAAGCUGCCAGUUGUAUUUUUUUGUCCCCCGACUGUACGCUUGCGAGAAUAAUCAGUUAUGAGUAGAGGUAAUGCGUUAAAACAAAAUUGCUGGUGCGCAGUAUGGGAACGGUAGCGGGUGAGCGGUGAGAAUCUGGUUGGUUUAAAGGAACCAAUUUGGUCACUUAUGCCCAGGAAAUGUUCUGUCUGUCCAUCCUUCAUGAGUCCGUCCGAGGGCAUGUCACGUGUUUUCAUGGAAACUACAAAACCCCCUAAACCAAUCGCUGAACUCGCCACACAGGAUUACCAAUAUCAAUGCCCAAAUAUAUCUCGUUUUUGGGUCACUUUGCCAAUUAAAUAGUUUUCAGUGGGGUCCACCUUGUGGAACGGAGGUUCCGUUAAUAGAUUGGCUUGCCAGCCAAUUGUCCAUCUUGAGAUGGGCAUAGCCCAUAAAAACAGGGCUUCUGCCACUCUUGAGCCACCACCUAAACCAGGAAUUCACCAACAGCAAAAUGUCCGUUUAAUUUGUCAGAGAUCCAAAGACAGCCGUGUGCAUUCGCAAUAGCAAUCGUCAAAGUGAAACAAUCGUAUGAAAUAAGAGUACGAAACAAUCGUGCCCUAAAGGUGUUUAUUUAUGAUUUUAAAAACGUUUACAGUUUGACAUAGAACUUAAAUAAAAAUGCACAAUUAAGGAAUUUAUUCAUUAGGUCAGUUGCACGAUAGGGCAGUGGUGUGUUCGAAUGUAUCUUCGACACUCUCUAUGCCGUGCCAUCAUCAUCAAUAGCCAUGAUCAAUCGAUUGCUGGAUGAAGGCCUUUCCGAGCUGUCAAUAUCCCUCACGGUCUUGUGACGCAACAAAUCCACCCCCCGGCGCUUGCACACAAGCUUCAUCUCGUUGCUGCAUCUUCACGGUGGCCGUCCUCCCGGUCGCGUUCCAUCGGCUGCCACUUCGUCGUUGGUCUCAACCACCGGCCACCGUCUCUUCUCGCAACGUGUCCCAAACCCAAGCCCACUCGUCUUUUAUUAACAAGUCAACAUUGUCUUUUAACCCGUGUGUAUAUCUCUCAUCCACCUGUCUCACAAUGAACAGUAAUACAUACUCUUAGUUCUUUUGGUAAAGUCACGUAGGUAAAAUUUUAAAUUAAAAUUAAUAAAAAUAAAACAAUAAAAUCACGACGUGUCAGAGGCAACACUUGCCUCCGAAACGUCGUGAUUUGCCUCCGAAACGUCGUGAUUUUAUUGUUUUAUUUAUAUUAAUUUUAAUUUCAUUUUUUACCUACGUGACUUUACCGAAAGAACUAAAAGUAUGAAUCCUUGCAGUCACGAAAGCUUCAAAUCUAGAACAGUAAUACCCCGAUUUACAUCUUCACCCUUUUACGAAGUCACUUUAUUACUACCACACAACCUGAUUUGCGUCGUCUCAACACACACACUCAUGUCGCCAACAGCAUCGUCCGUCCUUUCUCGUCGUUUCGAUAUUCGUCGUCCCACCUUUGAGGAAUACAUCUCCGACGUAAACCGGGGUAUUACUGCAUUUCCAAGCGUGCUUCUCUUGCCUCUGGAUCAGAGACAUGUCUACUGAUGAAGAAACUUAAUUAAAUUAUCUUAAAGUGCGCAGAGAAACAUUGGGGAAAUGUUUGCUGCUUAUGUGUGUGUAAAUUCUUGGAAUUUGGGACGUUCAAAAUCCAGUCUUGUAGAGGCACAGAUGGAAUGUUUUAAUUUUACCCAAGGGAUUAUUGGAUAAACAAUCAUUCACUAUUGAGCUGUACAGACUGUGGUGAUGAUGAUCACGACGAUCAUGAUGGUGUUGAGGGUGUUGAUGUGUCGAUCAUAUCAACAAUGAUGAACCAUGCCUGUACUGAGGACUGAGUACCAAAGAAUAUUGACAUUCGUAAAAAUAAAAUAAAUACAAUUUUAGAUACCUGAAACACGCCACAAACCAGAUCAUGAAGUUGCUUUCAUAACAGGUAAUUUUUUGACAAUCAUACUAUUGAUUUCAACUAGUUCCAUAAAAAUACUAAGUAAUAAAUGAUAUGCUAUAAUUAUGCAGAUUUUAUCAUGUGCAUGAUGCCCAACUGCAGAUCUGUGGGGUGGCCCAUGGAAGGCAGUACAGCAAGUAGUUUACUCGCCUUUCCGUGCAGAUCGUUGACUUGUAUCUCCACGUAUGUGUGGGAUUUCUGCAGGCAUUCUGAUUACCACUGACAUUGAAAUAACAUAACAUUUUCAAUUUAAGGAAUUGGCCAAACGUCCCACGUAGGAUGCUCGUGAAAAAGAGCUUUCCUGGGUGAAAUAAUGACCACUUCCCAUGGAAUAAUAUCAGCUGUGAAUUGGGUGCAAACGCACUUUAUUCAUUUCCGGUCUCAAAGUUGCAAAUAGGGCCUGGUUGGUUGGGCCAUGUAGACUCAUUCGUCCGUCUGCCAACACGAUAUUUCUUUUUUUGCGUUUAAAACUAUGCAAAUCGGUUGGCUGCUGAUAACCAAAAAAUGUCCGCCACUCUUCGACGCUAAACACGUAACGGCUAACAAGACUGGGUCUGCGUUAGGACUGAUUUUAAUCGAACCCCUGUGUAAAAUGUGACAAUUUAACCAUGUUUUUACAUUUGAUGUUUACCCGUGUUGAGUUCAUCUCAGUUUCGGAAGCUUCGUAGUCUUACAGAGGUCAUCGCAGUGUUAGUUUAUGCCACAUCGCUUGCCAGCUUACUCCGUGAUGUCUCACUGGGUUACCACCAAGCAAUAUCUGUAGAAAUCACACGACUUGCACGAAUAACAAAGCAUUGAUUUCUCCUCCUUUGCAUUUACGGUGGCCUCAGUCCCCUCGUCUGAAACCGUUUUCAUCUCUCAACUUCUCUGCCCAAAGGGGCCAGGGGUCCACGGCUCACGCUCCCUCCAUCUCCCAUUCAAUGCCAAUCCAUUCUUUACCAUGGAAUGCUACACUCCACACGAGCAUUCUCGAGUCAUCACUAGAGAACGCCAGUUGAGGUGGGACCCCCCUUGCCUUGCCUUGCCUGAUGUUGUUAUUUUUCGGUGACGCCAUCACCGAAUGCAAUGUAAUGGCGACGUUCAAAAAUCUGUCCUGGUCUGUAAUUUAUUUUCGUUCAUCCUGUGAAUCUCCCAAGAUCAUUUUACUCAAUAGAAUUUAUCUAUGAAAAAGAAAAUAGCAAAUCCAGUGACUGACCACGGUGAUUUUUUUUGCAAAUCAUUUUGCAGUUUCUGGGCUUCUGGACAAUGUUUGUGCUGAAAGAGAACAUUCGAAUGCAUUUGCAGCUUGCCAUAUGUUUUCCUACUGCACGACAGGAGGUGUCGUCAUCGCACACUGCCGCAGCGCGGCUCACACGCCGGUGAGCUGCAAGUGCAGCGUGUACACACAGUGCGAGGUGGCCAGGCGAUGAGAGUACAUCAACGGAUUCUUGAAUCUAUAUCUGUGUGGAGCUUUUGAGUGUUACCCCAUGGUACAGCAAGUGUUUUUUUCUCCUGUUACACAACUUUCCUCCCACACCAAGCCAAACCCUCCUUCAUAAAAUUGGCCAAACAUUACAAUCCAGGGCCCUCUUGAAAAAGGGUCUUGAGAGUCGGUGAGGCUUUCCUGGAUAAAUAAAUGGCAUUGAUACCGAUUACUGUCUAUUUAAUGAAGAGGGGAGUUCAUUACGGAAUUCCUAUUCACAAAGAAAUAGUGCUAUAGAUGUCUGAACAAUCAUGAUGUAAGUGUAAUACUGCAAAUGAAGACAUGUUACGGUUUUUUCUCUAAAGCAAUUUUGAGGAAUGUACAUUGUUAUUUGGGUUAUGGCAGGGUUUACAAACCCCGGAGUCCAUGUGGCCCACCGUAAUCCGCAUUUCCAUGUUCAUCAAUCUCAUUUGAAUCUGCGCUCUCAAAACGAAGUGAUAAAGUCACGAUUGUUCUUGUGCAAGGUCACUGAAGCCUCAAAGUGUCGAAGGCUUCCUGGAAGGUCAUGGCACGUGCCGAGGUCUGGUGUAUGGCAUGUACACACACAAGAUCUUUACAUUUGAAUCGAAGCUCUCUACAUUAUGCCAUCAAUUGUUACCAAUCAUCAGACAUGCCUAUCUGUGAAACCUUACUAAUUGGCUGUGUUGGGUCUUGGCGGGUUUAACGACACAUGCAAUCUAACCCCAAAAACCUCAUGGAUAAUAUUGGUCGCGAAAGCCUACGUGUUAAACUGCUCAAUUUGUAUCCGAACAGAGAAGAUGAACAUUGAAAGGAUGCGAGCUGUGGUGAUUUGCAAGAUCUGGAGUGAGUGAAACCUUGGCUUAGGUUGCGUUGAAAUACGGUGGCCUAAAAACCUUUGUUCUCUUUGUAAGAGAAGGUGGUGGAGGUUGAGACGACACCAACAGCACUCGUGGCGCCGUUUGCAAUUGGCCGCAGAGUGUACAAAUGCAUCGUGCUGUAUGGGAAAACGUGAUUCUGGAUGCAAGAGCGGCCGCGGUGGGGCCCCAAUGUUCUGCGCAGAGGUGUAACGGAUCUUACUUAAUGGCGAUUCAUCUUCUUGGUUCUUUCGGUAAAGUCACGUAGAAUGGAAAUAAUAAAAUAUAAUAAAAUAAUUCUCACGACGUUUCGGCCACAACGCAAGCAGCCGUCCUCAGGUGAAGAACAGGUCUGUCGAGAAGACAGUCUGAAUGACACUCCAGGCUUGGAGCGACUAUUUAAGCUGGGUUGGAAGGGGGAAGGGCGCCUUGACAAAAUAAUUUGCAUAUCAAGAGGAAUUUAGCAUAUUUAUGGUAAAUGCAGAUAUGCGAUUAGUACUACCUGUGAAAUGCGUAGGAGGUUUGGCGGGGGGUUUAAAGUCAUUAUGCCCGUGCAUUAUGCAGGAUUAGCAGCAUCAAACGCGUCCGUCGCUUGUAUUUUUGGGGGGGUUCGAUGUGCUUCAAUCCGGCGUGUUCCAUGCCUUGGGUCUACAUUGUAAAAAAAAAGCGACCUUUAGUCUUAAGGUGCCCUCGCGUGGAGUGCAAAUACAGCAUCUGUGGGCGGGACGGUUGCAUACAAGACCUUAAAGGUGAACAUCUCCCUUGAUUGGCACCGAUUUAAAUCGGAGCUCGGGGAAUUUGACAAAUUAAGUUGUACUCUUAGGUUUUUUUCGGUAAAGUCACGUAGGUAAAUUUUUUUUUAAAAACUUAAUAAUAGUAAUAAUGGAAUUAAAAUAAAAUAAUA